This is a messenger RNA of Penaeus chinensis, 2927 nucleotides long. Its product is annotated as TRPM8 channel-associated factor 3-like. The record is from RefSeq and is a predicted model, not a curated record. The transcript has 2 exons. Lineage: Eukaryota; Metazoa; Arthropoda; Malacostraca; Decapoda; Penaeidae. The coding region runs from base 247 to 2061 and encodes 604 amino acids.
AACAUGACUCAGGUUGUUACUACCGCGACACAUCUGUGCAAGAGGGAGAGUAUCCUGGUUGUAGGCGACCACCUUGCACGCGAAAAAAAAGGGGAAGCAUCUGCAACUAAAAGGGAAAAGAGGAUAUUGAUAACUGUACGAAACAAGGUCUUAUAAAUACGCCCCGUCAGUUUUGGAGGAACGUUUACAACGAUUAACAAGCAUUCGUUCGGAAUUCAAGGUCACGAGAGAACAGCGGAGACGGGAAUGGCUACCGAUACAGGCAUCAUGUCAUGCGAGGCCGCCGCGCCCGAGAAAGAGGGAAUCUAUCUCGUUAGUCGCGCUCUCGAGGGAUGCCUGGCCGUCAUAAGCGGCUCGACGCCGGAGGACGCAGUCGUCGUGGCAGCGAGGCCCGACUGCAACGAGAAGCAGCAGUGGCACAACUGCGACGGACAGUGGCAGUGGGGCGAGGAUCGCUCGCUGUGCCUGGCCCCGGCGCCCGACGGGGGCGUGGUGGGGCUGGCCAAGUGCAGCUCCUCGUCCGCGAGGUGGCUCUUGGACGCCGAGGGCAGGAUGACCAUCGACUCUCGCGCCCUGGCUGUGCCCAAGAGGUUCAACGAACCUCUAGUUCUUAAGCACAUUAAUGAGAGCAACCACGAAAAAUGGUGGACAGAUGCCCAAAUGAAGGCAUCAUUAAAGGGCGUGAAGCCAGCGGUGUAUCCCAUCGCUGCUGUCGACACCACCACGUACGAGCAGGAGAUUGCUCGGGGCAUCCUGAACCGGAUUGCGCCGCUGAACGAGCCGCUGCCGUACCCGCGCGACGUGGCCAGGUUCCCCGGUGCCGUCGACGACGCCACACCGCGGGUUCACAAAACCGUCACGCUGGAUCUCUCCGUGCUGGGCCAGCCCAGCAACCUGCGUAUGAUGAAACCUCGAGACUGGCAGGCCACCGACCUGUACGUGGCAGCGGGGGACGUAUUCCAGGUUGAUCUCCCGGAGACUCUGUCGCCGCAGCGUGCGGAGCAGAUCGGGAUUCUCGUCGGCGCCCACACCGACAGGCUCACUCCCCAUUCGGGCACCGUGCGACACAAACACUUCUGGCGGAUGCCGACGAUCACAGAGACGUUCAAAGUCCAGCCAGGGCAAAAUCUCCUGCGGAGUCAGUACGGAGGGAGACUCAUUUUUAUGUUCAAAAACGGGGAAAACUUCAAAAUCGAUGCCGUCGUGUCGAACGUUGUGGAAGCGCCAUAUUUCCGGUUGGGAAAGACGACUCCUGACGAGUGGGAGAAUCUGAAAAAGCUCGAUGCCCCUCAAGCCCUCUUCGAGAGCAACAGGGUCGUGCUCGUGGUGAAAAGCAAAGUCGUUCGCGAACUGCCUUUCCCUGACCAACUGAUGCAACGGUAUGAGCAGGUCAUUGACAGCCACAAUGACCUCGCCGGGUUUAGCGAAGAUGACCCACCCCCGAGGGCAAAAUUUUGGCUAGUUAAUGACAUUCAGAUUUCAGCGGGCUCGGCGCACGCGGGGUUCCCGGUGAUGGUCGGCCCGUGUAGGAACCUGGCCUCCCUCCACACGCCCUACUGCUGGUGCGUCUGGCACGAGCUCGGCCACGAUUACCAGCAGGCGCACUACUGGUCGUACGCGUACGGGAGCGAGACAACCGUCAAUCUUUUUUCCCUGCAUGACGAAGAACGUUUUUUCCAUAAGGAUCAGCUGAAGGACAGCGGCCUUUAUCGCAAGACAGCUGCGAAGGUCGACGAUGGCAUGACAUUCAGCCACGCCAACUGCUGGCAGAAGCUCGUGUUCCUGAUGGAGAUCAAGUACUACUUCCCUGAUGUCGGCUGGGACAUGUACCGCCAGCUGAACCGAACGACGCGGGCGCUGUCGGAGGAGGAGGCCCACCACCUCGCCACCAACCACCAGUCGCAGAUCGACUACCUGUACAAGAACCUGAGCAAGAGCGUGUCCCACGACCUGAUCCUGACGAACGACCGCUGGGGCAUCAAGAUCAGUCAGAAGGCGCAGCAGGAGAUACAGAGCCUCGGGCUACCCAAGGCGCCGGCUGAUCUGUCCAUCAGGGAUUAAGGGCCAUCGUACAAUCUUAGGCUCUUGGCCUGAAUCUGCGGAAUGUUUGAUUUAGGUCAUUAGUAGAUUUUCCUUUGGAGUGUCAUUUGCGUUUAUAUGAAGUUAAUCUAAUUCUAGGUUUGAGGUUUUAUAUUGCGUGCCGUUAGGAAAAUUACUACGAUUAUUUUUCCCUCGGCAUCUUUUCCCUCUUUGUCGUAUAUGUAAUUCCGUUUCUUAUUGGGCGGUGAAGCAUAUUCAACGCUCUUUUCUAAAUCCUAUAUCUUUAUCCAGUGUCUUCCUUCUUUCUCUACUCUUUCCAUUUGCCCUGUCCUCGCUGCUGUCGACGAUUUUCUCUCUCUCUCCCUCUCUCUCUCUCUCUCUCUCUCUCUCUCUCUCUCUCUCUCUCUCUCUCUCUCUCUCUCUCUUUCUCUCUCUCUCUCUCUCUCUCUCUCUCUCUCUCUCUCUCUCUCUGUCUCUCUCUCUCUCAGACCCCCUCGUCUUGCCAAAAGGAACGAUAGGCUCAAUUGACAGUACAAAAAAAAGUCUACCAAAAAUGUCUUCUUGUUCACUUCAUACAUCCUUAGUGUCUCUUUCAUCGAUUUUUGUUUGAUAUAGCGUGUGUAAAGUUUGUCAUUUACUGGACAGGGAUGCACAAGGUCUGCCGCAUUUAUAUCAGUUUGUGUGAUGCAUUUUGCUUUGAAUAUCUGCCUUGUCACUGACCUCGGCUAAGUAAAUUUCAGCUCCACUUAAUAAUUACAAGUGCUGUCUCAUCAUAAUUUUCUUUCGUGUUUUAAUUCUUAUGCUUUUAGAAGAUCUCAGAAUAUACUGUGUAAUUUUGACUUUCAAAUGUAUUGCCAGUAAUAACCGACAAUAAAGAGAAAUGCUUA